This is a messenger RNA of Rangifer tarandus platyrhynchus (Svalbard reindeer), 2781 nucleotides long. The record is from the annotation of a GenBank genome assembly. NCBI's taxonomy places the organism in Eukaryota, Metazoa, Chordata, Mammalia, Artiodactyla, Cervidae.
AUGCCAAGUACCAGUUUUCCAGUCCCUUCCAAGUUUCCACUCGGCCCUCCGGUUGCAGUCUGCGGGAGCGGGGAAACUUUGGGGCCCUCGGCGCCCGCCGGCGGCACCAUGAAGUCGGCAGAGGAAGAGCACUACAGCUACGCCGCCCCUGGCCUGGGUGUGGGCCUGCCCCUCUCUGCAGUGCAUCCCUCGCUGCCUGCUCCAUGCCACAACCUGCAGAGCUCGGCCGUGGGCGGCUCCACCGUGGGCUACGGAGGGGCGGUGGACAGCGGGCCCUCCGUCUGCAUCCUGUCGUCGGGCGGCGUCGGGCCCAACGGGGCGCCGGCCCUUGAGAGCCCGCGCAUCGAGAUCACCUCCUACCUGGGGCUGCAGCACAGCAGCAGCUCCUUCCUGCAUGAGGUGGAUGUGGAGGACGUGCUCCCCAAGCGGUCCCCGUCCACCGCCACGCUGAACCUGCCCAGCCUGGAGGCCUACCGCGACCCCUCCUGCCUGAGCCCCGCCAGCAGCCUGUCCUCCCGCAGCUGCAACUCCGAGGCCUCGUCCUACGAGUCCAGCUUCUCGUACCCAUACGCGUCCCCACAGACGUCCCCCUGGCAGUCCCCCUGCGUGUCCCCCAAGACCACAGACCCCGAAGAGGGCUUCCCCCGCGGCCUGGGGGCCUGCGGCCUGCUCGGGUCCCCGCGGCACUCGCCCUCCACCUCCCCCCGCACCAGCGUCACUGAGGAGAGCUGGCUGGGGGCCCACACGUCCAGGCCCUCAUCCCCCUGCAACAAGCGCAAGUACGGGCUCAAUGGCCGGCAGCCAUCCUGCUCCCCGCACCCCUCGCCCACGCCGUCCCCGCAGGGCUCGCCGCGGGUCAGCGUGACCGACGACACGUGGCUGGGUAACACCACGCAGUACACCAGCUCCGCCAUCGUGGCCGCCAUCAACGCCCUGAGCACCGACGGCAGCCUGGACCUGGGUGAUGGCGUCCCGCUCAAGGCCCGCAAGACCACGCUGGACCACUCGCCCGCGGUGGCGCUCAAGGUGGAGCCGGCGGGCGAGGACCUGGGGGCCACGCCGCCCACGCCCGACUUCCAGCCCGAGGAGUUUGCGGCCUUCCAGCACAUCCGCAAGGGCGCCUUCUGCGACCAGUACCUGUCAGUGCCGCAGCACCCGUACCCAUGGGCCCGGCCACGGUCCCCCGCGUCCUACACCAGCCCAUCCCUGCCGGCUCUCGACUGGCAGCUGCCGUCACACUCAGGACCCUACGAGCUGAGGAUCGAGGUGCAGCCCAAGUCCCACCACCGCGCCCACUACGAGACGGAGGGCAGCCGCGGGGCCGUGAAGGCAUCAGCCGGGGGUCACCCCAGCGUGCAGCUGCAUGGCUACAUGGAAAGCGAGCCGCUCACCCUGCAGCUCUUCAUCGGCACGGCAGACGACCGGCUGCUGAGGCCGCACGCCUUCUACCAGGUGCACCGGAUCACGGGCAAGACUGUGUCAACCACCAGCCACGAGGCCAUCCUCUCCAACACCAAGGUCCUAGAAAUCCCACUGCUGCCGGAAAACAACAUGCGCGCCAUCAUCGACUGUGCUGGGAUCCUGAAACUCAGGAACUCCGACAUCGAGCUGCGCAAGGGGGAGACGGACAUCGGGAGAAAGAACACACGGGUGCGGCUGGUCUUCCGCGUCCACAUCCCGCAGCCCAACGGCCGGACGCUGUCACUGCAGGUGGCCUCCAACCCCAUCGAGUGCUCCCAGCGCUCGGCCCAGGAGCUGCCCCUCGUGGAGAAGCAGAGUGCGGCCAGCGGCCCCGUCCUUGGAGGGAAGAGGAUGGUCCUGUCUGGCCACAACUUUCUGCAGGACUCCAAGGUCAUUUUUGUGGAGAAAGCACCAGAUGGCCACCACAUCUGGGAGAUGGAGGCAAAAACCGAAGGAGACCUGUGCAAGCCGAACUCGCUGGUGGUGGAAAUCCCGCCUUUCCGCAACCAGAGGAUAACCAGCCCUGUGCAGGUCAACUUCUACGUCUGCAACGGGAAGAGGAAGCGGAGCCAGUACCAGCACUUCACCUACCUGCCUGCCAAUGUUCCAAUCAUAAAAACGGAGCCCAGCGAUGAUUACGAGCCUGCCCUCACCUGUGGACCAAUGAGCCAGGGCCUGAGCCCGCUCCCCAAGCCUUGCUACGGCCAGCCGCUCGCCCUGCCACCCGACCCGGGCGCCUGCCUCAUGCCCGGCUUCCCGCCCCGUCCGCAGGGCAGCGCCAGCCCCGAGCUCCACGACCUCUCCUGCGCCCCUUACGGCUCGGCCACAGCCGGCCCUGGCCACAGCCCUCUCGGACUUCCGCGGCAAGUCGGCGGGGUCCUCGCCGGCCAGGAGGCGCUGAGACCCUCGGGCGUGCCUCCCGGGCCCCCCCAGCCGCCGCCUCCCACUCUGCUGCAGCCACAGGUGAGUCCGAAGUCGAGCGGUAGCUGCUCCCCGGGGUGCCGGCCAGCGCUCUGUCCCCACAGCCCCUCCUCUCCGCUGCCACCCGGGACCCGAGAGCCGACCCGCCUGCAGUCCUGUGGCCCAGCGCGCCCCUGCGGGACGGGCCGCCAGCAGCACCAGCCACCCGAGGUUCCGAGCAGCGAGCCCACCACCGCCCGGCCCCCGCCGCCGCCCGAGGUGCGUGAGGACAGUAAUCGUAGUCUGGCCCCCAUUCCCGUAACGGUCAAGCGAGAGCCUCAGGAGCUGGACCCGCUCGACCUGGACGACGUAAAUGAGAUAAUCCGCAAUGACCUCUCCAGCACCAACAUCCACUCGUAG